AUGCGCAUCCCGAUCGCCGCCCUGGUUCUCGGCAGCCAAGCUACCGCGGCGCUGAAACCGUGGGAGAUCUCGGCCCUGCGCACCUUUUCGCCGUCGGGACGGCCCGACAGCUCGCCGUGGAGCUUCAUCAACCUGACCAUCGCCGACCGCAACACGUACGCCGCGACAGCACCUCCACCAGACGCCUCCGCUCCCGGAAUAGCCGCAACCUGCUUCGUACAAUGGCCGUACGCCGGCGACGCGUAUGGCCGCGAGGUGAACUGCACCACCACCACCACCACCACCACCCCUUUGUCCUCCUCGCCGCCGCCGGAAUGGACGCUUACCAUGCUCCCGACGCCGGGGUCGGCAUACGCGUCCCCGCUGAACGAUUUCAUGCUACGCCUUACGCUCACGCUCAAGUUCGCAGGCGCUGAGGACAAGUAUGAGGGCUCGGCGCGCUUCGCGCUUGGCCCGGGCCAGAACCUGCAGGGCAUCUGCUCUGCCAGCGGGGUUUGUGCGUUUGCGCUUAGGGACGAGGCUGUGCCUGUGCUGGUUUUGCAAACGAGGGUGGCAGGGGGCUUGCUUGGGUAG
Messenger RNA from Lasiosphaeria miniovina, 573 nucleotides. RefSeq lists its product as uncharacterized. The transcript has a single exon. The record is from RefSeq and is a predicted model, not a curated record. Lineage: Eukaryota; Fungi; Ascomycota; Sordariomycetes; Sordariales; Lasiosphaeriaceae. Bases 1 to 573 code for a protein of 190 amino acids.